AUGUGGCGGCGCGCGAUUGCAUGGCGCGUGGGGCGCUUCAGCGAGAAAGAGCAGUGCGCUCUGCGCUCCCCCCGUGCGUCGCUCGGCUUCUCCCCUCUGCGACCCAAGCCCGUGGCUAAGCCGCCCAGCAAGAAGCCCAGGCCCAGGGAUGUGAUGGGUACCGCUGCUGCUGUGAAGCCCAGAGCGGUGCACAGCGGUCAAGCGACCGUCGCAGCUGCAACAGCCAAAGCCACGCCAGCCAAGGCGACGGAAGCUAAGCCGACGUCAGUUAAGGCGACGCCAGCCAAGGCGACGCCGGCUAAGGCAACGGAAGCUAAGGUGACGUCAGCUAAGGUGCCGUCAGCUAAGGCCACGCCAGCUAAAGCCACGCCAGCUAAGGCGACGCCAGCUAAGGCGACGCCAGCCAAGGCGACGCCAGCCAAGGCGACGCCAGCCAAGGCGACGACAGCUAAGGUGACGCCAGCUAAGGCGACGCCAGCUAAGGAUGUUGUGGGAGAGAUGGGUGGAGAGGUGGAGGAAUGUGGUGAGCUGGAAUGGGGAGGCAUGGCAUGA
Closterium sp. NIES-65 is the source of this 552-nucleotide messenger RNA. The record is from the annotation of a GenBank genome assembly. NCBI's taxonomy places the organism in Eukaryota, Viridiplantae, Streptophyta, Zygnematophyceae, Desmidiales, Closteriaceae.